Trichomonas vaginalis G3 is the source of this 564-nucleotide messenger RNA. RefSeq lists its product as uncharacterized. NCBI's taxonomy places the organism in Eukaryota, Parabasalia, Trichomonadida, Trichomonadidae. Bases 1 to 564 code for a protein of 187 amino acids. The transcript has a single exon. The record is from RefSeq and is a predicted model, not a curated record.
AUGGAAACAUUAGCUGGAGUGUUAAAUGCUCUCAUAAAUACUACAAUAAACAAGGAUAACGAAGAAAACUUAAUGAAUGUUAAACUUAUUGCAGGAGUUUUGAAGUUCAGUUAUGCGAAGGAGUUUAAGAUAACACGAAUGAGUCAUAGAGUUCAAUUGCUUCUGGGUGCAUACCAUAUGACAUUUCCUUUGAAAAGUGUUGACAAAACGAUUGAGAUGAAAUCUGUUCCAUACGUAUGUUAUGGUAAUUGUUUGUACAUUGAGUCUAAAAUAGCUAAUGUCACAGGUAUUUCAGGAGUUAAUAGUAAAGGUUCAGUAGAAUAUAAGUCUUUCUGUUAUGCAGUCAAUUCAAUGUUCAUUCCAAACGUUCCUGUCAUAGCAACUCAUUUAGGUAAAUGGGUUCGCAUUAGUCCUCAUAAUUUGAAAGACAUGCAAUUCAGACUAGUUGACUUUCAAGGAGAGCCUGUAGAACUGAAGGCACCAGUGCGAAUGACUGUUGAAGUUGACUUUUUAGAAAAUAUUAAAUGCAACAGCUUACAAGAGAACUCAGAGCUAAAAAUAUAA